AUGGCUAAGUUUUUGAAAGCUGGUAAAGUUGCUGUCGUUGUCCGUGGUCGUUACGCCGGUAAGAAGGUCGUCAUCGUCAAGCCUCACGACGAAGGUUCCAAGUCUCACCAAUACGGUCAUGCUCUAGUCGCUGGUGUUGAAAGAUACCCACUAAAGGUCACCAAGAAACACGGUGCUAAGAAGAUUGCCAAGAGAACUAAGAUCAAGCCAUUCAUCAAGGCCAUCAACUACAACCAUUUGCUACCAACCAGAUACACUCUAGACGUUGAAUCCUUCAAGUCUGUUGUCUCUACUGAAACUUUCGAACAACCAACCCAACGUGAAGAAGCUAAGAAGGUCAUCAAGAAGGCUUUUGAAGAAAGACACCAAGCUGGUAAGAACCAAUGGUUCUUCUCUCAAUUGAGAUUCUAA
Molecule: messenger RNA, 411 nt
Organism: Maudiozyma barnettii
Lineage: Eukaryota; Fungi; Ascomycota; Saccharomycetes; Saccharomycetales; Saccharomycetaceae
Gene: RPL27B
Product: 60S ribosomal protein eL27
Exons: 2
Coding region: 1-411 (136 amino acids)
Biological process (GO): translation
Cellular component (GO): cytosolic large ribosomal subunit; ribosome
Molecular function (GO): structural constituent of ribosome
Source: RefSeq, a predicted model, not a curated record